Mesocricetus auratus (golden hamster) is the source of this 3910-nucleotide messenger RNA. RefSeq names its product TNF receptor superfamily member 1B (gene Tnfrsf1b). Lineage: Eukaryota; Metazoa; Chordata; Mammalia; Rodentia; Cricetidae. Gene Ontology annotation, cellular component: membrane. The record is from RefSeq and is a predicted model, not a curated record. Gene Ontology annotation, molecular function: tumor necrosis factor receptor activity; tumor necrosis factor binding. Gene Ontology annotation, biological process: positive regulation of oligodendrocyte differentiation; regulation of T cell cytokine production; inflammatory response. Bases 87 to 1517 code for a protein of 476 amino acids. The transcript is spliced from 10 exons.
CUUUCGCUUUCAGUCACCGGCUAGAUCGCAGCCGCAGCGGAGGCACCAGAGGUCCAGGUUCAAGGGCGGGAGUCAUCGCCGCCCCUAUGGCGCCCGCCGCCCUCUGGGUCGCUCUGGCCAUCGGACUGCAGCUGUGGGCCACCGGACACACCGUGCCCGCCCAGGUUCCCUUGACACCCUACAUGCCAGAACCUGGGGAAACGUGCCGGGACACGAAGGAAUACUACAACAAGAAGGUUCAGAUGUGCUGUGCUGCGUGUCCGCCUGGCCAGCACGUGAAACAAUUCUGCACCCAAACCUCAGACACCGUGUGUGCUGACUGCGAGGAGGGCACGUACACCAAGCUCUGGAACAGGCUUUCCACGUGCCUCAGCUGUGGUUCUCGCUGCAGUGACGACCAGGUGAAGAUCCGCGCCUGCACCAGACAGCAGAACCGUGUGUGCACCUGCAAAGCUGAUAUGUAUUGCGCCUUGCCGACGAACACCGACAGCUGUCGACAGUGCAUUAGGCUGAGCAAGUGUGGCCCCGGCUUCGGAGUGGCCGGCACAAGAUCUGCAAACGGGAACGUGGUGUGCAAGCCCUGUGCCCCAGGGACAUUCUCUGACACCACAUCAUCCACAGAUAUGUGCAAGCCCCACCGCAUAUGUAGCAUCCUUGCCAUUCCUGGAAACACAAGCAGAGACGCAGUCUGUGCACCCGAGUCCCCAACUCCGAGCACCAUCCCGGGGACAGUCUACAUGUUUCAGCCAGAGCCCACAAGAUCCCAGCCCCUGGAGCCGGAGCCAGAACUCAGCCAAACCCCACCCACCAACUCUGCCUUUGAGAUCUCGACCCCCAAAAGUCAACAUAGCACCAACGGUGGCAUCUCCCUUCCAGUUGGUCUGAUCGUUGGCGUGACAACUCUGGGUCUGCUGGUGUUAGGGCUGGUGAACUGCUUCAUCCUGGUGCAGAAGAAAAAGAAGCCCUCCUGCUUACAAAGAGAAGCCAAGGUGCCUCGCCUGCCCGAAGAGAAGUCCCGGGAUGAUGCCACAGGCUUAGAGCAGCAGCACCUGUUGACCACAGCCCCCAGUUCCAGCAGCAGCUCCCUGGAGAGCUCAGCCAGUGCUGGGGACAGGAGGGCGCCCCUGAGGAGCCAGCCCCAGGCCACAGUCACGGAGGAAGCCCAAGGGUCUCAGGAGGCCUGUGCAGGCUCCAGGAGUUCAGAUUCCUCCCACGGCAGCCAUGGGACCCAUGUCAAUGUCACCUGCAUUGUGAAUGUCUGCAGUAGCCCUGACCACAGCUCACAGUGCUCUUCCCAAGCCAGCACCACAGUAGGGGACCCAGAUGCCAACCCCUCAGGAUCCCCCAAGGACGAGCAGGUUCCCUUCUCCCAGGAGGAGUGUCCUUCUCAGUCCCGGUGGGACACCCCAGAGACACUGCAGAGCCAUGAGAAGCCCUUGCCCCUUGGUGUGCCUGAUGUGGGCAUGAAGCCGAACCAACCAGGCUGGUGUGACCAGGUUGCAGCCAAAGUGGCCUGAUCCCUGCAGGGGCAACCCCCUGUAAAUGGACUCCCAAUUCUUCUAGACCCUCAGCCCACAGGACUUAACGACCCUUUCUGGGCCCAUCUCCCUUAGUGGCCUCCCCAGCUCCACUUGCAGGUCAAGUGAGGGUUGAGGCAACCAUUGUGGUGGAAAACUUCUGCCAUGGUGUUCUGUGGGGCAGUCCCAGCAAGUCCUUGCUCUUCUGUGACCUCUGGAUCUCCUGGGCUCUUGCCUGAUUCUGGCUUCUGAGAGGCCCCACUCGCUUUCCCUCCCAGGAGCUAACAUCCUCUUCCAAACACUUGGGUAAAGGACAGUGUCGCUCUUCAGCCUGGCUGCUGAUACCACAGGGCAGUCCCAGCAGAAAGGAGGAAGUGGUGGCCUCAUAGGGCACAGGGGCCCUUGAGGUUAGUGCUGGACUCAUGGGAAGUAACCCUUCCAAACCCACCACCGCCCUUUUGAUGCAAGAAUCAGAGGCGCAGAGGCCCCGGCGGGCAGGGUGCUGGGGCUGUACCUCAGUGGUAGAGUGUGCGGUUAGCACGCCCUGGGUUCGAUCCCCAGCUCCAUAGUGAGAAAGUAAGCGCACACAGCAAACAGCUGGUUUGCAUCCUCUGCCUUUGGCCGUCACUCCAGUGGGCACACGGAGGGCUCCAGCUCCUCCUCCUGGCCUUCUAAGGAGCCCUUCCAAGGCCAUGCCUUCCCUUCAGGGAAUCUCAGGGACUGUAGAGGUCCCAGGCCCCUGCAGCCACCUGCCUCCUCCUACCUCAGCCUGGACUACUCCCUCUGACUCUCCAACUGCUUGGUACUGUACCCACUGUGACCCUGAGUGAAUGUCUGUCUUAGGUGUCAUGGGCUGGAACAGCUCAGGGCAUCAGUUGAAUAGCCCAUCCGGAAGCAGCCGAAGCCUGCAGUUAUGCCGAAGGAUUGGUACCCGUUCUCUAAUCAGCACGUUCCCCUAGCAUGCCCAGAUCUGGAAGGAAAUGGUUCAGGAGACUCAAGAGGCAAGUUCAGUCUCAGGUGCUUGGAUUCCAUGUUCACAGAUUCCGUUGGAUAUGAAGUUGGGAGUUGAACUAUAGGAAGUCUGUUACCAUGGAGAUUCAAAAGCUCAGCCCUCUGGAAUCAAGACUUCCAUGGGACCCAUUGGUUAGGUCUCUGCAGUGAUUCAGACAGGAGAGGCUAUGGAACACGUCUGCGCCCUGGUGGCCAGUCCUGGGAUGACCUCGGGCUUCGUAGGCAACAAAAGCAGGAACUGAAGGGACCUUGUCUGGGUGUUGUGUGGAUUCCAACCGGGUGUGCUAAGGAGCAUUUGCCCUUUAUGCUGGACGGACUUAAGCCCUGCUUAUAAAUGCGUUUUGUUGUUGUUUUGUACACUGAUCCCUGGCUGUGUCUCGGGGCUGCUUUGGGGUUUGUCUGUGGUCCCGCUGGCCUACCUCCAACGUGUGAGGAGAGAUGGGGCUAUGGUUAGUGGGGUCCAGGUGGUCCAUGUAGCGAAUGGCUUUGGAACCCCCACCCCAGGUCGCUUUCACAGCUGCUCCUGCUGAGAACCUGGUGUGGACGCUGAGAGAACUUCAGUCAGCUAAGUCUCCAGGCACGCCGCUGACUCCUGCCCUCUCACCUGAACCUGGCCUCCUCACUGUGUUCUGGCAGGGAGGUGGGUUCUGCCAUCUGGGAAGCCCACACCAUGGAUCUGAGCAAAGGCUCUACCACAAGCCCAUCCCUGGGUGCUUAGACCAGCUCAGGGCUCUGUGAGCAGGGGAGAGGUCAGGGAACAGUUUAAGUGGUGACCUCUGACACAUUCUUGAGGGAUGAGCAGUUUUCUAGAACCUCCCUUUCCCUCUCUCUCUGUUUUUGGUUUGUGUUUGGGGGGGUAGAGGGGUGGGGUGUGGGAGGGUGGCAUGUAUGUGUGGUGUGUAUGUAUAUGUUUGCAUUUUUGCAUGUAUGUGUGCGUCUGUGUGUGGAGGCCAGAGGUUGAUUUGGGGUGCUCUUGGUCACCCUCCAUCUAAUAUUGAGGCAGGAGCUCUCAUCAAAGCCCAGAGCUUGCAUAUUUGGCUAGUUUAGCUUGCUUCGGGGAUCCCCUGAGUCUGCCUGAAGUGCUGGGAUUACAGGCAGGCUGCUGUUCCUGCCCUGCAUUUCCAUGGAUACUAGAGGUCUGAAUCCUCGUGCUUGUGUGCGGAGCACUUAUCCACUAAGGCGUCUCUCCAGGUACUCCCCCUUUUAAUAAGUUAAUGUUGGACUGCAAGAUGGCUCAGCGGGUAAAGGUGACUGCUUUACCUGAGAUGGAUGCUCAGGACUCGUGCAAGUUGCCCUCUGACCUCUCCACGUGCAACAUGCAUGCUUCCGCACAUGUGGGCACUCACAUACAUGCAAUAAAUACAAUAAAAAAUUUAAAAUAA